AUGACAAUGUUAUUUUAUGAAACACCAGUGGCAUUGAAGGAUUUGGACAAGUGGUGUAAGCCUUCAGCAAGAAAGUUUCAAUUUGACUCUUUAAAGAGAUUGAAGGCGUUACAUCUUAUCGAGGAAGACAACAGUGGAUCACAUAUUAGAUUGCAUCCUAUCUUCAGACAGAACUUCCGUGAUUGUCUAACAGGAUCACAAGCACGUAAUGCAUUCGGAAAUCUAAGCACAAUACGAGAUGAGCAUGAUGUUAGCAUCAAAUUCUUGGAUUCCUUUGCGCUCCAAAAAUGGGAAAGUAUAUUGCACUUCAUGGUUGGUACUGAAUUAAGUGUCACUCCCUCAAAUUCUGUUUUGUCAUUGUUAAAGCUGGGUGGUUUAAUGGAAGGAUCCACUAAAGGUGGAAACAGAUUAAAUAUUACUAAUUCAGGGUUUCAGUUUCUCUUACAAGAUAUCAAUGCCCAAAUUUGGACAUUAUUAUUACAAUAUUUAAAUUUAACACAAGACUUAAAUAUGGAUCCUGUGGAUGUGUUGAACUUUAUUUUCAUAUUGGGUUCUUUGGAAUUAGGUAAAGGGUAUACAGUUUCAAGCUUGAGCGAAACACAAGUAAGUAUGUUGGCAGAUCUAAGAGAUUAUGGAUUAAUUUAUCAAAGAACAGAAAAUUCAGAAAGGUUUUAUCCUACUAGACUAGCAACCACAUUGACCUCUGAUUCUGCUGCAUUGAAGUCCCCAUCCAUGGCUAUGGAGCAAGCUUUGGAAUCAACUACUGAAAACGAAGAACAACCAAAUUUGGCAUCGAAUUCAAACCAAGGAACAAUUAUUCUUGAAACUAAUUUCAAGAUUUAUGCAUAUACAAAUUCUCCGUUGGAAAUAGCAAUUUUAAAUCUAUUUGUACAUUUAAAGACUCGGUUUUCUAAUAUGGUAUGUGGUCAAAUCACAAGAGAAUCAAUUAGAAAUGCUCUAUAUAAUGGUAUUACCGCUGAUCAAAUCAUUAAAUUUUUGGAGACACAUGCUCAUUCUCAAAUGAAGAUACUAGCCAAAGAGAGAUUGGAUAAGAAAAUAGAAUUUGAUACCAGCAAUAAUAUAAACACAGCGGGGGGUGCUCCACAAUCUCAAAUGAUGACCAACGAAAAUGGUACUACGGUAGCUCAGCAUAAAUUGGAAGUAUUACCGCCAACAGUCGUUGAUCAGAUUAAGUUAUGGCAAUUAGAAUUAGAUAGAAUUCAAACAUUUGAAGGCUAUUUAUUCAAGGAUUUUGCAAGCCAACAAGAAUUUGAAGCAUUGAGUAAUUAUGCUUCAGAAAUUGGUGUCCUUCUUUGGUCAAAUAAAAAUAAAAUGAAGUUCUUCGUGACAAAAGACGGAAUUUCACAAGUUGCUGAUUUUGCUAGUAGAAAUCAAAGAAGAUGA
Debaryomyces fabryi is the source of this 1404-nucleotide messenger RNA. RefSeq names its product TFIIH/NER complex subunit. The record is from RefSeq and is a predicted model, not a curated record. Gene Ontology annotation, cellular component: transcription factor TFIIH holo complex; transcription factor TFIIH core complex. The transcript has a single exon. Gene Ontology annotation, biological process: nucleotide-excision repair. The coding region runs from base 1 to 1404 and encodes 467 amino acids. Gene Ontology annotation, molecular function: double-stranded DNA binding; ATPase activator activity. Lineage: Eukaryota; Fungi; Ascomycota; Pichiomycetes; Serinales; Debaryomycetaceae.